Molecule: messenger RNA, 2854 nt
Organism: Sceloporus undulatus (fence lizard)
Lineage: Eukaryota; Metazoa; Chordata; Lepidosauria; Squamata; Phrynosomatidae
Gene: PCDHAC2
Product: protocadherin alpha subfamily C, 2
Exons: 3
Coding region: 269-2854 (861 amino acids)
Biological process (GO): homophilic cell-cell adhesion
Cellular component (GO): plasma membrane
Molecular function (GO): calcium ion binding
Source: RefSeq, a predicted model, not a curated record
CUCUUCCUCCUUCUUUCCUCCUCCUCCUCGGCCGCCCCGGGGCAGCCCAGGUGCUGAGCCCUCCCUCCCCAGCCUUCCAGCAGCAGCAGCGUCGUCAUCAUCACCCCUCGAGGAAGAAGGAAGGCAGGAAAGAGGAGCCGGGCAGUCUGUGGCCGCCUGGGAGCCAUGAGGCGAAGGGCCGGGAAGAGCAGAGCAGGGACUCCUGAGACGCCGGGCCUCCUCGCCUCCCUCUAGGCGCCUGGAUGCCGCUCCUGGCAGGGCUCCUGCCAUGCAGCCCUCGGGUCUCCCCUUCUCCUUCUCCUUCCUCCUCCUCUUCCUUCUCCUGCUUCUGCUCCCCGUCGGGGCCCAGCUCCGUUUCGCGGUGGAGGAGGAGCUGCCCCCGGGGUCGGUGGUGGGGGACCUGGCAUCCUCGCUGGCCCUGGAGCCCGGACAACUGGCCUCGCGGGGACCCCGUCUAACUUCGGGCAGCGGCCGCCCCUUCCUGGCGCUGGAGGCCCCUCGGGGGAUGCUGGUGGUGCGGGAGCGGAUGGACCGGGAGGCGCUCUGCGGGGCCCCUUCCUCCUCCUCCUCCUCCUCCUCGUGCCUCCUGGGGCUGGAGCUGGUGCUGGAGGGCCCCGUCGAGGUCCACUCCCUGGAGGUGGAGGUCCUGGACGUGAACGACCACGCGCCAGCCUUUCCGCGCCCAGAGUACCGCCUGGAGGUGAGUGAGGCGGCCGUGCCGGGCUCCCGCUUCCCCCUCGAGGGCGCCCGGGACCCAGACGCCGGAUCCAACGCCGUCCGCACCUACCGCCUCAGCCCCAGCCCACUCUUCGGACUCGAUGCUGGCGAGGGGCUGCUGGCCCUGGUGCUGCUCCAGCCCCUGGACCGCGAGAGGGCUGCCGGACACCGCCUGGAGCUGGCCGCCCUCGACGGGGGCCACCCUCCCCGCUCCGGCACCGCUGCCCUUGCUCUACGGGUCCUGGAUGCCAACGACAACCCGCCAGCCUUCGAGAGGGCCACCUACGCGGCCACCCUGUCCGAGGAGGCUCCCCCAGGGACGUUGGUGGCUGCCGUGAAGGCCUGGGACCCCGAUGAGGGGCCCAAUGGAGCCCUCCGCUACUCCCUUGGCCGCUACGCCUCGGAGGAGGUCCGGAGGCUCUUCCGCGUGGACCCAGACUCUGGGGAGGUCCGGCUCAACGCCUCUCUGGACCGUGAGGAGGCUGCCAACUACGAGCUCUACCUCCAGGCCACCGAUGGGGGCCCUGUCCCCAUGACCGGGCACUGCAGGGUCCUGGUCACCGUCCUGGACGCCAACGACAACCCCCCCAAGGUGCUCUUGACUUCCCUGUACAGCCCCAUCCCUGAGGAUGCCCAGCCGGACACCAUGGUGGCCUUAGUGAGUGUCACCGACCGAGAUGCUGGACCCAAUGGCCAAGUCAGCCUCAGCAUCCCCUCUGACCUGCCUUUCAGACUCAAUCCCCUCAAAAACUCUUACGCCUUGGUUACCCAAGAGCUCCUUGACCGGGAGAAGACCUCCAGCUAUAAUGUCACCAUCACUGCCACCGACGCUGGUGUUCCUCCCUUGUCAUCAUUCAGGAUGGUCCAGGUGGACAUCUCAGACAUCAAUGACAACCCACCACAGUUUGAACAGGCCGCGUACUCGGUGUAUAUCCCCGAGAACAAUGUUCCAGGGGCUUUCCUUUGCACUGCCAUAGCCUUUGACCCUGACGCCAAUGAAAAUGCCUACAUUUCCUACUCUUUGCUGUAUGGAGAGAUCCAAGGGCUACCUGUCACCUCCUAUGUCUCCAUCAAACCUGACACUGGUAGCCUUUAUGCCAUCGGCUCCUUUGACUACGAAAAGCUGAGGGAAUUCCAAGUCGUCAUUCAGGCCCAAGAUUCGGGGAUGCCACCUCUCAGUAGCACAGCCACGGUGCACAUCUAUGUGGUAGAUCAGAAUGACCAUGCGCCCCAGAUCCUGCAUCCCACCUCGGCCAAUGCCUCCGUUGCAGUGGAGAUGAUCCCUCGUUUGGCUAGCGCUGGGUAUUUGGUCACCAAAAUCAUAGCCAUUGAUGCAGACUCUGGGCAAAAUGCAUGGUUGUUCUUCCACUUGGCCCAGGCCUCAGCUCCAGACCUCUUUAGUGUGGAGGUUCACAAUGGAGAAGUUAGAACUACCCGAAAACUAAGUGAGGACAGUCCACCUACCUUCAACCUUACCAUCCUGGUGAGAGAUAAUGGAGAGCCAGCCUUGUCUUCCUCUGUCUCCAUAAACAUUGCUGUGGUAGACCGGAUCUCAAGAAUAAUUCCCGACACUAGGAGGCACAUAAAAAGUUCCAGAAGUUACUCAGAGAUAACCCUUUAUCUGAUUGUUGCUCUGGGCUCAGUUUCAUUUAUAUUUCUCUUGACAAUUCUUGUCCUUGCUGUGUUAAAGUGCCACAAAGACAGCAUGCAUGGCAAGUCCUACUGUGUGGGUUUCUGUGGGACUCCCCAAGAAAGGUACCCAGUUGAAAUGUACAAACAAGCAAGCAACCAUCUUGAUGCUGGAAUGUCAGCCAGUUUAAAAGUUCAGCCCCAUUUUGUUGAGGUACGGGGCAAUGGAUCUCUCUCCAAGACUUACUGCUAUAAAACCUGCCUGACUGCAGGAUCAGGGAGUGACACGUUCAUGUUUUACAAUACUGGGGUUCCUACAGGAAUCUAUCCACGGACUGUGAUGCCUGAGAGACAUCUAACUGGGCAGAGCGAACAGAGCUCCCAAAAUCUGAUUGUAUUUAAGAGUGAGCCUAUCACUCCAAGUGAGUUUCUGGGCUGUUUAUGUUCUCGUAUGGGGUUUUGCUCCAUAAAGAAGCCUAAUGUAACAUUUGCGCACAGUCAUAAAUAA